GAAGAAGAAGAAGCAGCAGUUGUUGGCCAUUUCUUCUCUCCACUCUGACUGUCACACGGAGGAUAAGCAGCCGUCUCCAGGCUGACAGUGUGGAGGAAUAUGCGCUCUCUUGUGGGACUGCUCGCUGUGGUUGUUGCAGCCAGUGUGUACCUGUACUCUCUGUCCCUGUACCUCCCCGCGGCGCCACGGAGACCUCCAGCCGCCCACAGACACCAUGAGGAGCCCGGGGAGCCCGCUGAUAGCUCCGAUGAGCCCAGCAGGUUGAAGUUCCCCUCAGACUUGGAGGAGCUGAGGGAACUGGCUGAGCUCCUGCAGUUUUACAAGACGGAGCACACUGGAUAUGUCCUGCUGCUUUUCUGUAGUGCAUAUCUUUACAAGCAGUCCUUUGCCAUUCCUGGAUCUUCAUUUCUGAAUAUUUUAGCAGGAGCUAUAUUUGGACCCUAUCAAGGACUGCUGCUUGCCUGUGUGCUCACCACUGUGGGCUCCACCAUGUGCUACCUCCUGUCCCAGGCCUUUGGAAAGCGCUACAUCGCUAACCUCUUCCCUGAUAAGGUCUCCAUGCUACAGAGGAAGGUUGAGGAGAACAAGGACUGUUUGUUAUUCUUUCUACUCUUCCUGAGAUUCUUUCCAAUGACUCCCAACUGGUUUCUGAACAUGUCGGCCCCUAUUGCCAACAUCCCCAUCACCUACUUUAUCUGCUCAGUCUUCAUUGGCCUCCUACCGUACAACUUCAUCUGUGUGCAGACGGGCGUCAUGCUGUCUGAGGUGGCGUCUCUGGACGACUUGUUCUCAUGGGGGAGGCUGCUGCAGCUGCUGGCCAUCGCCUGCAUGGCGCUGCUGCCCGGCGCCCUCAUCCGCCGCUUCAGUCAGAACCGCCUCAAACUGGACGUCCCAUCACAGAACGGGCUCAACACGGAGAAGAAGGUCCAGUGAUUUGUUCUGGGAGUUGUUUUCCCUGGCUCUCUGCCCUCGAAGAUUAAAUGUAUUUAAAGUGAUGACUCUUCAGAAACAAACUGCAGACGCAAGUGUAAAGGUUUCUUUUAUCUUUUCUGGAGCCACCUAGAGAUGCAGAGCUGUACAAAAUAAGACUGGCACAUUGGGAUUUGUAGCCAGGUAUUUUUGUUUAACCAAAUGUUUGUUAUUCUACAGUAAAUGUAUAAAGAUAUAUGAAUGUACAGUAAUCAUAAGGAUAGAGGGAAGGGUUUAAAGGGGACUUGGCUUCAAUGUAAACAGCCAGUGUUUCAAGUGCCUGUCGUGCAGUGCUGGACUCUGAUUCUGACUUCUACCUCCACCAGUUUGGGAAAACUAAUGUAACAGCCUGCUCAUGUUGGUUGUAGCUUAAUGGCUCAGAUGAUUGCUAUUUGGGUUUGUGUGAAUACCUAUAUUUGUAACUGAAAUAUGUUUGCAGCAUAUACUUGAAAUUGUAUUUUGCUUUUUUGACAAUCACAUUUUAAGUAUAAAUUGUAAUACAGGGCGUUCAGCAAUUUUUACUAUUUUUGAACUUUGUUGGAACUCAAAGUUUUUCAAAUUGUGUGAUUUGGCCUCAGUCUUUGAGGUAACAAAAAACAAACAAAUUAAAUGACAUGACUGAGUAAAUGUCAUGAUACCCAAUCAUUACCUGAAAGUAAAGGUGCAGUUAAUCCAGGAUGUGUUAAAUCGAUCAUUUAUAUUGCGUCUCUGGCUGCCUCUUCACUGUCCGUAUGUCUUUUGUACAGGGCUAUUCACACUGCACGGUGUUAUCUUAAAACUCUUUCUUUGUGUGGGUUAAGAUUUAAAAUGUAAUGUCAGCUUUCUGUCUCUUCAAAGAUGUUAAUUAUUUUUAAAUUGAAUGUACAGUUAUGGUGUGCUGGAUCCCAAACAACAUGACACCUAUUAUUUCAGAUGUAAAAACACUUUGGAAUAAUAAAACAGUAAAUGUGAAAAACAG
This is a messenger RNA of Trematomus bernacchii (emerald rockcod), 1927 nucleotides long. It is a transcript of the gene tmem41aa, whose product is annotated as transmembrane protein 41aa. Lineage: Eukaryota; Metazoa; Chordata; Actinopteri; Perciformes; Nototheniidae. Bases 100 to 933 code for a protein of 277 amino acids. The record is from RefSeq and is a predicted model, not a curated record. The transcript is spliced from 5 exons.